ACCAGAUUUCUGUGCUGUUUGAAGCGACUGAUUUCCAGCACUUCUUUCGCCUGAUUCUGAGCACUGCGAUUAUUAUUGCGCUCACAGAUCAUUGAAACCGCCAAGCCACGACCUGAUCUGCCGUUGUCACUGCCUGACCGCCCGCCGCCUGCUUUUGCUUAUAUUUCCUCUUCCUCCUUCCGCGCUUUCUCUCCUUUCCUCUUCUCUCUGUUUUCGCACUCCUCCACCACAACCCGUCUCUCUGCCCACCGUCAAGCUUUUAUCAACAACUUCAUUAUCCACACUCAUCUUAUCAACUCUACCACUCAGCAAACAUGACUGGACGCGGAAAGGGCGGCAAGGGCCUCGGCAAGGGAGGUGCUAAGCGUCAUCGCAAGAUUCUUCGCGACAACAUCCAGGGUAUCACCAAGCCAGCUAUCCGACGUCUCGCUCGUCGUGGUGGUGUCAAGCGUAUCUCUGCCAUGAUCUACGAAGAGACUCGUGGUGUCCUCAAAUCCUUCUUGGAGUCCGUCAUUCGUGAUGCAGUCACCUACACUGAGCACGCAAAGAGAAAGACCGUCACCUCUCUGGAUGUCGUCUAUGCUCUCAAGCGACAGGGCCGCACCCUCUACGGUUUCGGUGGUUAAACUCGCCUCAAGAGAACCAGUCAAUUACGGGUACACCGCCUUCUAGAGUCUUCUUGAUGGUUAUGGGUUACGGAGCUUACGGAAUGAUGAUAUGGCGCUUGGGUCUUGUAUUCACAUUACUUGAGAUGGGGAUUCGAAUGGGUCUUGAUCAUAAUGGUGUCUGGUAGACAGAGCUGGAGCCAGCAACGUUGCGCAGAAGCCGCACGACCCAUGUGUACCACAAUCAAGCAGUUAGAUUGCACCUG
This is a messenger RNA of Exophiala dermatitidis NIH/UT8656, 871 nucleotides long. Its product is annotated as histone. Gene Ontology annotation, molecular function: DNA binding; protein heterodimerization activity; structural constituent of chromatin. The coding region runs from base 315 to 626 and encodes 103 amino acids. Gene Ontology annotation, biological process: nucleosome assembly. Gene Ontology annotation, cellular component: nucleosome. The record is from RefSeq and is a predicted model, not a curated record. NCBI's taxonomy places the organism in Eukaryota, Fungi, Ascomycota, Eurotiomycetes, Chaetothyriales, Herpotrichiellaceae. The transcript is spliced from 3 exons.